CAAUUGAAGUUUGUUUAAAAGUGAGGUUAAGGCUACAAACUUCAUGUCUUCGUAAUUUGAAAAGUAAAAAUCUUUAUUGCUCAUCUUUUUAGACCAAUGAGAUCAAAACAUCCAAAGAAAUGUAACUCGUCUUAAGGCGAAAACGAAGGUUUAAGAUGAGUACAUUCACCAAAAUGCAAAAGGUGGCCUUAGGACUUGGGACGGUCGGCGGCUCCUGGUGCUUUUUCAAUUUCUUCAACGCCGAUAGAAAGGUAUUCAACUCGUGGACGACGAAUUUCACACCCUCCGUAAAAUGGGACGACAAUUGGGACCAUCGUUCACCGACGUCGCUCGUUCAUCCCAAGCUUUUCAAACUGUCGGACGAGAAAGGCGACAACCAAAUAAACGAAAACAAAGAACGCGCAACACCGAAAGUAAAUCGGCACAUUAUUUUAAUUCGCCACGGCCAGUACAACAUGAGCGGUGAAACCGAUAAAGAAAGGUACUUGACUGCGUUAGGUCGGUCGCAGGCGGAGUAUACGGGGAAACGAUUACUAGCGCUCGGUUUUCCGUACACUUCUAUGAUUAAGUCGACGAUGACCCGCGCUCAGGAAACAGGCAGCAUAAUUAGCGCAUCGUUAGAUAAUUUGCCAGUAAGCGACUGUAAUCUAAUAAGGGAGGGAGCACCAAUUCCACCUGAGCCGCCAGUCGGCCACUGGAGACCUGAAAAGCAGCAGUUCUAUCAGGACGGCGCGCGUAUCGAGGCCGGUUUCCGCGAGUACUUUUACAGAGCGGACGCGUCGCAAGAGAAGGAGACUUACAUGAUUAUGGUGUGCCAUGCGAAUGUGAUACGCUACUUCGUAUGCCGCGCUCUUCAAUUUCCUGCGGAGGCGUGGUUGCGUAUAUCUUUGAAUCACGGCAGCAUAACUUGGCUUACGAUCACGCCGAAGGGAAGAGUUAUAUUGAGGGCGUUAGGUGACUCUGGUCAUAUGCCGGUCGAUGCAAUUACGUAUUAAAUUAUUAGUUGGUUAAGAAUAUUUUUGAAAUUUUUUGUUUGGCAACUUCGUAUGUGUUAUUUGUUUGUAACAGUUUUAUAAAAUUUUUUGCUGGCCA
Photinus pyralis (common eastern firefly) is the source of this 1092-nucleotide messenger RNA. Its product is annotated as serine/threonine-protein phosphatase PGAM5, mitochondrial-like. Gene Ontology annotation, biological process: positive regulation of mitochondrial fission. Gene Ontology annotation, cellular component: mitochondrion. Lineage: Eukaryota; Metazoa; Arthropoda; Insecta; Coleoptera; Lampyridae. The coding region runs from base 156 to 995 and encodes 279 amino acids. The record is from RefSeq and is a predicted model, not a curated record. The transcript has 5 exons.